This is a messenger RNA of Daucus carota subsp. sativus, 1052 nucleotides long. RefSeq lists its product as uncharacterized. The record is from RefSeq and is a predicted model, not a curated record. The transcript has 3 exons. Lineage: Eukaryota; Viridiplantae; Streptophyta; Magnoliopsida; Apiales; Apiaceae. Bases 41 to 976 code for a protein of 311 amino acids.
UGAUACAUUCAAGCACAUAAAGACUUUGUAAGAUUAUAACAUGUCUAGAGAGUUUCCUAGAAGUCUGGCUGAUUGCCAAGAGUCUGAUCGCACUUUAAAAAAUUAUUCAGGUGAUCCAGCAAGUCCUAGUGUCAUGAUAUUUGGAUUUUUGGAAGAGGGUUUAGAAUCGUCAAACAGCUCGUAUUUUUCUUCUGGCAAUAGUGAUAGCUCUGGAGAUUAUGUUGCUGAGGAAAUGGAUGAUGAUGAUGAUGAUGUAGAUUCUUGCAGUGCUGAGAAGAAUAAGGUGUUUUGGGAAUCACAAGACCAACUUCUACAGGCAACUUUGCGAAGGAGCAGCUCUGCAGAGUCAAAGAUAAGAAAAACAACCAAAGAGACUAUAAGGGACAUAAAAUUGGGAGGUACUACUUGUGUUUGUCGGAAACCGUUGGCAGAUUGCAGAAAUUGCCUGCAAAAAGAAAUAUCUCUCCGCCUUCAAACUGCAAAGUACAAUUGUGCCAUAUGCAAGUCGAAGUGGAUGAGUACAAAAGAAAUCCCAUCAGGGGAUCAUACAUAUUUAGAAGUGGUAGACAACUCAAGUAUCAACAAAGGAGAAAUCAGAGUGGUUAUUGAGUUAAAUUUCCGAGCUGAAUUUGAGAUAGCCAGAGCUGGAGAAGAUUACUGCCAACUGACCAACCGACUACCUGAGGUGUAUGUUGGAAAAACUGAAAGGCUGAGAGCUGUGGUGAAGAUUUUAUGUUCUGCUUCCAAAAAGUGCAUGAAAGAAAGGAAAAUGCAUAUUGCUCCAUGGAGGAAGCAGAAGUACAUGCAAGCUAAGUGGGUUGGUGUCCGGGAGGUGAGUGCUACCACAGCAGUCCUGCCAUCAGGGGGACGCUUUGUGGAAUGGUCGCGGCCAAGACAGAGGAGGGCCUCAAUGCUUUCCUUUGAUUUGCUUGAGACUUCGCCUGCUUUGCAUUGCCAAGCUAUAAAAGUUUUGUAAUUGUCAUCAAGUAAGAUUAAAAGUCUUGUACGAUGAAUAAAAUAUAAAAGUUUUGUGACUUUUGGAAGCUAUAAAA